GACCUGUCACGGAUAUAUACGCAGCACGAAGCGAGCGCCGGACACUUUUUGUGCUUGCUUGCGCUAACGCCGGAUAACUCCGUUCUCUCGAACCCUGACGGUCAACCCAUCUUUAAAAUGCCUGGACGUCCCCUUUGGCAAGUCGCUGGCAAACGCGAAGCUAGCCAGGAAGCCGAAGCUCAACACUGGAUCGAGACCGUCAUCGGGGAAAGAUUCCCUCCAGGCGUGAGCUACGAAAACGCGUUAAGAGAUGGCGUGAUAUUGUGCAAACUCAUGAACAGGCUCCAGCCUGGGCUCAUCUCCAAAGUCAACACCAGCGGCGGGGACUACAAGAUGAUGGACAAUCUCAAUCAGUUCCAGAAGGCCUGCGUCAAAUAUGGCGUCCCCGAUGUUGACCUGUUCCAGGCCGUCGACCUCAUCGAGCGCAAGAACAUCGCUCAGGUGACGAAUACCAUUUUCGCCAUUGGUCGUACGACCUACAAGCACCCAGAAUGGCGCGGUCCUUGGUUGGGUCCCAAACCGGCCGAGGAGAACAAACGCGCCUUCACCGAGGAACAAUUGAGAGCCGGCGAGGGUCUCAUCGGUCUCCAGGCUGGGACGAACAAAGGAGCUACUCAGGCGGGGCAGAGCUUCGGCGCUACGAGGAAAAUCCUCCUGGGAAAGUAAACUUUUCCGCUGUUCAAAACGUAUAUACUCUUCCUCGUUACUCGUAGCCAUCAACGCCGAUGACCAACACCGAAAGCAACGUGGACAUUCACCGAUUGUACCUUUAGUCCUGGUAGUAAGUUCCCUUUAUGGUGGUCGUUCGUCCUCUCCAGUGCUAAAAUGUGAGACAAAAAAAAUGUCGAACCUCCUUCCAUCGUCUGCAUCGGCAAGAGGGCAUCCCAUGUUUCACGCGUUAUUUAUUUCAAGGCGACGGUUUAUUUUUCCGCGUCACUUGUCACGAUUGUACGAAUAAACGCAGGUGUUUAAU
Messenger RNA from Orussus abietinus, 973 nucleotides. RefSeq names its product muscle-specific protein 20. Gene Ontology annotation, molecular function: protein binding. The transcript has 5 exons. The coding region runs from base 118 to 666 and encodes 182 amino acids. NCBI's taxonomy places the organism in Eukaryota, Metazoa, Arthropoda, Insecta, Hymenoptera, Orussidae. The record is from RefSeq and is a predicted model, not a curated record.